UUAACGGUGGUUGCAGUUUGCUUGCUGUUCCUGGCGAGGAUCCCAGUCAGUUGCUGUGUGAAGACUGGGGGAAGAGACGGUGAGGGAAAAAACAUCAAGUCAGUCUCACUUCCUCCCAGUGAUCUUAGUGAAUCGGUGCUGCUAAGCAAGCCAAGGAGUGAGAGGAAUUUUGGUGCAAGAAGAUUAAUCAAGACAAGGAUAAGGAAACUGAACAAGCUCUAGGGCCCAGGACCGUGUUUGCCAUGCUCUCAUAGUGAUGUCAGUGAGAGCUCUACUUUCAAAACAAAUCAGCGCCUAAAAGAAAAAGAAUUUACGUAACCAGCUAUGCACCUGCUACACAUAAGAGGAAGCCAAGAAGUUUACCAGGGAAAACAAUGGAGCUGCCUAAAAAUUUGGAUACUUUUAUGCCUUUUUCCAAGAACCUUUGUAUCAAAUGCUUCAAAACCCAAUAUUUUACUGAUAUUGGCUGAUGAUCUGGGUAUUGGAGAUGUAGGUUGCUAUGGGAAUGAUACAAUAAGGACCCCUAACAUUGACAGCCUGGCAAAGGAAGGAGUGAAAUUUACUCAGCACAUUGCUGCAGCUGCUGUCUGUACGCCAAGCAGAGCAGCCUUCCUCACGGGCAGAUACCCCAUCAGAUCAGGGAUGGCAUCCAGCACUGACAGGCGUAUUCUUUUUUGGAAUGGGUGUUCUGGUGGGCUCCCACCAAAUGAAACCACUUUUUCCAAAAUACUGCACCAGCAAGGUUAUUCGACAGCACUUGUAGGGAAGUGGCAUCUGGGCGUGAACUGCAAAUCCCGCUAUGAUCACUGCCACCACCCUUUAAAUCAUGGCUUUGAUUAUUUUUAUGGCAUGCCUUUUACCCUUUUGAAUGAAUGUCAAGGCACAGAUGAACCUGAACUGGCCAAGUCAUUGCAAGAUACCUAUUGGCUAUACACACAGAUAAUCAUUCUUGCAGUGCUUACGCUUCUGAUUGGAAAACUUACCAACUUAUUCUCAGUAAAAUGGAAAAUAAUUAUAUGUCUGGCCAUCUGUGGUUCCCUGUAUUUCAUUUCCUGGUUCUCCAGCUAUGGAUUCACCAAGUACUGGAACUGUAUCCUGAUGAGAAACCAUGAUAUCACUGAACAACCAAUGAAGCUAGAAAAAAUCACUUCUAGUAUGCUUAAGGAGGCAAUUUCAUUCAUUGAAAGAAACAAGCAUAGACCAUUUCUUCUCUUUGUUUCCCUUUUACAUGUUCACACUCCUCUCAUUACCACAAAGAAGUUUUUGGGAAGAAGCAGACAUGGCCUAUAUGGAGAUAAUGUUGAGGAGAUGGACUGGAUGGUGGGAAGGCUUCUGGACGUUAUCGACAAAAAAGGCUUGAAGAAUAACACAUUCAUUUAUUUUGCAUCUGAUCAUGGAGGAUCCUUGGAGGCUCACAGUGGAAAUGCCCAGCUAGGUGGAUGGAAUGGUAUCUAUAAAGGUGGAAAAGGAAUGGGAGGCUGGGAAGGAGGGAUCCGUGUCCCAGGAAUAAUUAGAUGGCCAGGAGUGUUGCCUGCAGACAUAGUUAUCGAUGAACUGACAAGCCUUAUGGACAUUUUCCCAACAGUGGUUCAGCUGGCUGGAGGGGCAGUGCCUCAGGACAGGGUAAUUGAUGGACGCUCCUUGCUGCCUUUACUGCAAGGCACAGUUCAGCACGAGUUCAUGUUUCACUACUGUGGUGUGUUUUUGCACGCAGUGCGCUGGCACCAAAAGGACAGUGGCACUGUGUGGAAAGCUCAUUACACUACUCCAGUAUUCCAACCAAAGGAUUCUGGAGGCUGUUUCAGAAGAGGAAUUUGCCCAUGUUUCAGGGAUGGUAUAACCCAUCAUGACCCUCCAUUGCUGUUUGAUCUCUCACAAGACCCUUCAGAGACCCAUCCUCUAUCAGCUGACACCGAGCCCUUGUUUGACACCAUUAUAAGGAGAAUAGGAAACGCCGUAGAAGAGCAUCGUAAGACGCUGACUCCAGUCCCACAGCAACUGUCUCAUUACAAUAAUAUGUGGAAGCCAUGGCUGCAGCCAUGCUGUGGGACAUUCCCAUCCUGUUGGUGUGAUAAAGAAAGCAACAAGGCAGAGGAUAUACUUUAACACCAAAAUCAAAGAAGGACUAGCUCAAAAAAAGAAGAAAAAAAGGAUAUAAUUUUCACAUUCAAAUUACUUCAAUCUAAAUACAGAGAUCUGGUUCAAAUUACACUGGAAUAAGUGAAAGGGACAUUUCUGAUGCCUUUUGUUCAGCCUUUUCAAUAAGCCUGUAGUUAAAAAAAAGACAAAAACCUCUCCAAACAUAUUCUACCUAAGGGUCACCUGUAUAAUCUGUCCCUCAAGUGCAUCAUUCUGGAUUAAGUGCCCAGAUAGUGAACCAGAAUUUCUUUCCUUGCUGAUUUUAAAUUCAAGUAAGUUAUUGAUGAUAGCAGAUCAAACCUUAAGGACAGCUGUUUGUACAAGUAAUAUGCUUGUUAAGGCAACAGGCCUGAGCCCAGGAGGAGAUGCCACUUCAGGCUGUUUCUUUUUACUAUAAAAACUGUCUUGUAUAUAAAAACAAAAUUGUGCAUUUGGUUUGGAAACAUACCAAAACACAUUAGCUUCUAAGAAAUAAACAUUUACUAGACAUGGACACCUA
Molecule: messenger RNA, 2638 nt
Organism: Dromaius novaehollandiae (emu)
Lineage: Eukaryota; Metazoa; Chordata; Aves; Casuariiformes; Dromaiidae
Product: arylsulfatase D-like
Exons: 12
Coding region: 325-2106 (593 amino acids)
Molecular function (GO): arylsulfatase activity
Source: RefSeq, a predicted model, not a curated record